AUGCUGGUUACGGCUAACCAUAUUCUUUUAAUUUCGCCGCUGUUCGCAGCUCUUUGUGAAGCCGUAUGCUAUCAUUGUUUCUCGUCGGAUGCCUCACUUGAACCAAAAGUUCGUACUCAUCUUGGCACACAAGAGGACGUGUUUUUCAUGCCAAUCACGUCGAGGACGAGUUCAUGCAGUGACAAGAUUGACUCCGACUAUCCAGCAAUCGAGAGUCAGAUCUGCUCCUCUUCUCCGUUGUGCGUGACUUUGAUUCCGAAUAUUGCAAAUUCUACAUUCGUAGUUCGUGGAUGUAUGGAAUACAUACUGAGGCACAGUUUAAAGAAGGAGGAUAUUCACAAAGAAGGGUGCUACCUUGUCCGCUCGCUACCAGCUCGAUUUCCAAACAACUUCACAAUGGAAUACGUGCUUUGCGUGUGUAACGGUGAUUACUGUAACGGAGAGCAACCGCCGGAUUUCGUACCGGGGCCGCAUUCGUUCGCCGGCGAGAUGGUACUGCCUUUGAAUCAGAAGGAAGAGUGGAUGGUAGCUCCAGGGAAGCGGAUAAAACUGGAAAUUUCCUCGUCUGCAUUGUCCUUUAUGCUUUCUUCGUGGUUAUGUUCUUUACGUUUCAUGGCUAUCGUUAAUUUGUAG
Messenger RNA from Necator americanus (New World hookworm), 633 nucleotides. RefSeq lists its product as uncharacterized. The transcript is spliced from 5 exons. Gene Ontology annotation, biological process: sleep; regulation of synaptic transmission, cholinergic; positive regulation of voltage-gated potassium channel activity. The record is from RefSeq and is a predicted model, not a curated record. Lineage: Eukaryota; Metazoa; Nematoda; Chromadorea; Rhabditida; Ancylostomatidae. The coding region runs from base 1 to 633 and encodes 210 amino acids.